Owenia fusiformis is the source of this 757-nucleotide messenger RNA. Lineage: Eukaryota; Metazoa; Annelida; Polychaeta; Sabellida; Oweniidae. The record is from the annotation of a GenBank genome assembly.
AUGUUACCCUCAGAAUACCAAUGUUACUCUCAGAAUAACUUUGUUACCCUCAGAAUAUCAAUGUUACCCUCAGAAUAUCAUUAUUACCCUCAGAAUAUCAAUGUUACCCUCAGAAUAUCAAUGUUACCCUCAGAAUAUCAUUGUUACCCUCAGAAUAUCAUUGUUACCCUCAGAAUAUCAAUGUUACCCUUAGAAUAUCAAUUUACCCUCAGAAUAUCAAUGUUACCCUCAGAAUAUCAAUGUUACCAAACUAUCCAAUAUAUACAGGGAGUCAUUACUGUGAACAUCAUGAUAUCGUAAUGUAACCUUUUCCUGUUGACUUGGCAACAAGGAGCAAUAAACAAUAUUAUUUCUAGUCUACAUAUUGACUUUGUAAAUACAGCUGUCAUGCUGGAGACUAGAAUUAUAUUAGUUGAAUAGAUAUAAGUAUGUAAACUUAAUAAGACUAACACAGGCGGCUAGGCCAUAAUGUUACCAUUUACAUGGGUAUAAAGUUUUAGUACAUUGCACUUAGUAUGUUGUGUUAUUUGUGUUGCAUCCAUUGGGCUAAUUGAAUGUUAAAUGUGUUAUUUUGCCUAUAAUACAAUUUAAUUCUAUAUUCAGCUGUGGAAAGAAUGCAUAUUGCCAUCCAGGAUUGCCUAUGUCACUCCCUGGUUGUCAUUCUCUUUUGAGUUGGUUGUAUCAACAGGGUAGAGGGUGAUAGAAAUAAUUUUUAAAUAAAGAGGGCAGGCCAUUCAACUCUUAACCCCCCCCCCCC